AUGGACCGUGUGGCAAUCCCGCUCGCAUUGCUGCUCAUUAUUGUGCCGAUGCAGCUGCACCUGAACCUGUCGGCGAUUCUGCACGACAAGGCGCUCGAGCUGGGACGCGAAGUGCGCAACCCGGUCGCGGCGCUUACGCACCAUAACGACGUCGCACCGUUCGUGGACGUGUCUGGAUCGGCGCGUCAGCGGCCGGCCGUGCAUGCAGAUGGCACGCGCACCGAGCGGUGCGAGACUGCGCCGCCGGUGUACGACGUGCAUGGCAAACAGCGGCCCUUGGUCCAGUACGCGAUCAUGAUGGACGCGGGCAGCACGGGCAGCCGCAUCCAUGUGUACAAGUUCAACUACUGCAAGGCCUCGCCUGAGCUCGAGUUUGAGCACUUUGACCACAUCGAGCCCGGCCUCUCGUCGUACAAGACGGAUGCUGCAGGCGCCGCCAACUCGCUCCGCCCGCUGCUGGACGGCGCGUUGAAGCUCAUUCCCCCGUCGCUGCAUGCAUGCACUCCAAUCUCGCUCAAGGCCACCGCCGGCCUGCGUCUUCUGCCGGGCACGCAAAGUACCGAGAUUAUUCACGCAGUACGCAGCCUGCUCGAGACGCAAUACCCCUUCCGCGUCGCUGACGAACAGAACGAGAUUGGGCAGCGCAACCAGCGGGGUGUAGAGAUCAUGGACGGACGCGAAGAGGGCGUGUACGCAUGGAUCACGGUCAACUACCUGCUAAACCUGAUCGGCUCGGAAGGGCCGCCCGGCGGCAAGCCGCCGCGCACUGCCGCGGUCCUCGACCUGGGCGGCGGCUCGACACAGAUUGUCUUUGAGCCGCACAUGAAGGACCCGAGUCAGGGCAUGCUCCCGGGCGAGCACGUCUACCACCUGAAGGACUUUGAAAAUGCCUCGUUCACGCUCUACCAAAACUCCUACUUGGGCUAUGGCUUGAAGCAGGCGCGGCAGUCGGUCAACUCGCUUACCGCUUUUAUGUACCUCAUUGCGCACUCGGACUCGCUGCAGGUGAACCGGGAGGCGGGCGGCGGACCUGCGUCCUGGGAACAGCUCACGGCCGACAAUGCCCGCAUCCCGAGCCCUUGCUACACCGCGAAUGCGACCAAGCGCUCGCCGAUCGUGCACCCCGGCGGCACCGCGACCAAGGAGCUGACCUUUGUCGGUACGGUCGGCGGAUUCGAUGCGUGCCAGCGCCUCGUCGAAGUCAUGAUGGACAAAGACGCCGAAUGCCGCAUGGAGCCGUGCUCGUUCGCUGGUGUGUACCAGCCCUCGAUGUCGCACGCGUUUACCGACUCGGCAAUCGUUGCGCUCUCCUACUUUUACGACCGCAUCGCUCCGCUUGGACUGGGUCCGACGUUUAGCAUUGGCGAACUCGGCACGCUCGCCGAGCGCGUGUGUUCGCCGCCUUCGGAAUGGGCCAAGUUCCGCUCGCCGGCUUUCUCGCCCGAGGCGCUCGAAGAGCUCAAGCAGCGCCCAGAUUACUGCCUGGACCUGACCUUUAUGCAUACGCUCUUCCGUCUCGGCUACGAGCUCGACGACAAGCGCAAGGUCACGCUCGCCAAGAAGAUUGGCGAGUUUGAACUCGGCUGGGCGCUGGGCGCGCAGCUCGCUGUGCUGCAACAGGGCGUGUUGUGCAAGUAA
Molecule: messenger RNA, 1638 nt
Organism: Malassezia japonica
Lineage: Eukaryota; Fungi; Basidiomycota; Malasseziomycetes; Malasseziales; Malasseziaceae
Gene: GDA1
Product: guanosine-diphosphatase
Exons: 2
Coding region: 1-1638 (545 amino acids)
Biological process (GO): protein N-linked glycosylation
Cellular component (GO): Golgi apparatus
Molecular function (GO): hydrolase activity
Source: RefSeq, a predicted model, not a curated record